Molecule: messenger RNA, 3387 nt
Organism: Quercus lobata
Lineage: Eukaryota; Viridiplantae; Streptophyta; Magnoliopsida; Fagales; Fagaceae
Exons: 8
Coding region: 1-3387 (1128 amino acids)
Biological process (GO): DNA integration
Molecular function (GO): RNA-DNA hybrid ribonuclease activity; nucleic acid binding
Source: RefSeq, a predicted model, not a curated record
AUGCCUAGGCUCAAUCCGAGUAUUGCUCUACACCAUUUGGCAGUAAAGAAGGGCGUGUGCCCAGUCAAACAAGCUCAAAGACGCUUUCGGCCAGAGCUUAUCCCUCAAAUAGAAACCGAGGUCAAUAAGCUCAUUGAAGCAGGCUUCAUUCGUGAAGUACAAUACCCGGAAUGGAUCGCUAACAUAGUCCCUGUCAAAAAGAAGAAUGGACAAAUCCGAGUGUGCGUUGACUUCCGUGAUUUGAACAAUGCAUGUCCCAAGGAUGAUUUUCCAUUACCCAUCACUGAGGUCAUGGUUGAUGCCACUACCGGUCAUGAAGCUUUAUCUUUCAUGGAUGGAUCUUCGGGUUACAACCAAAUUCAAAUGAAUCCUAAGGAUGAGCAGCUUACAGCUUUCCGUACCCCUAAGGGAAUUUACUGUUACAAAGUGAUGCCUUUUGGACUAAAGAAUGCUGAUGCUACUUAUCAACGGGCCAUGCAGAAGAUCUUUAAUAAUGUACUUCAUAAAUACGUGGAGUGUUAUGUCGAUGAUUUGGUGGUUAAAACAAAAAGGAGGGAAGACCAUCUGGUAGAUCUACGAUCCGUGUUCACCCGCUUGAGAAAGUAUCAGCUUAAGAUGAACCCCCGCAAAUGCGCUUUUGGCGUAACAUCUGGAAAAUUUCUUGGUUUCAUUGUGAGGCAUCGCGGUAUUGAAAUUGACCAGUCCAAAAUUGAAGCUAUCCAGAAAAUGCCAGAGCCCAAGAAUCUAUUGAUGAAAAAGGAUGUGCACUUUGAAUGGGAUGAGGCUUGCAGCAAUGCUUUUGCACGCAUUAAAAGAUACUUACUUAAUCCUCCAGUUUUAGGUGCUCCUAUCCCAGGAAAGCCUUUGGUGCUGUAUAUUGCGGCCCAAGAAAGGUCUCUAGGUGCUCUUAUGGCACAAGAAAAUAAAGAGGGGAAAGAAAGAGCCCUUUAUUAUCUAAGUCGAACUCUCAAUGGAGCUGAAUUAAAUUAUUCUCCUAUUGAAAAGAUGUGUCUCGCUCUUUUCUUUGCCAUAGACAAACUGGAGCACUACAUGCAAGCAUAUAUGCAAUAUGACCUUGCAUACGUUCCACAAAAAGCUGUCAAAGGACAAGUAUUAGCAGAUUUCUUAGCUGAUCACCCAAUUCCGUCUGAUUGGGAGUUCUCUGAUGAUUUCCUAGAUGAAGAUGUGUUUUACAUUGAAGUAAUGCCACCAUGGGUGAUGUUUUUCGAUGGGGCUGCACGUCAAGAAGGAGCGAGGGCAAGUGUAGUGUUUGUUUCUCCACAACGGCAUAUACUUCUUUACUCGUUCUCAUUAAGUGAACUCUGCUCUAACAACGUGGCCGAAUAUCAAGCAUUGAUCAUUGGUCUACAGAUGGCUAUUGAGAUGGGCAUAUCGCAACUUGAGAUCUUGGGAGACUCCAAAUUAGUUAUCAACCAAAUCUUGGAGCAAUAUGACGUCAAGAAAGAAGACCUCAUCCCCUAUUGCAAAUAUGCGAAGAAGUUGCCAGCAAAUUUUGAAGCCAUCACAUUGGAGCAUAUACCAAGGAAGGAGAAUAGACAGGCCGAUGCUUUAGCUAAUUUGGCUACUGCCUUAGCAUUAUCCCAACAAGAAACAACCAAAGUUGCUAUUUCCCAAAGGUGGGUGGUACCUCUUGUGGUUGAAGAAGAAGACGAAGAGCAAGCCAACAUCAUUUCUGUAUGCCUUGUCGAAAAAGAAGAUUGGCGACAAGUGAUCAUUGAAUAUCUUCAACAUGGAAGACUCCCGGAUGAUAAACGCCAUAAGACUGAAAUUCGGCGGAGGGCUGCUUCAUUCAUUUACUAUAAAGACACUCUCUUCCGCCGUUCAUUUGAUGGAUUGUUUCUCCGUUGCUUAGGAGAGGAGGAGGCUAAACAAGCCUUAGAGGAGGCUCAUUCUGGAAUAUACGGCGCACAUCAGUCAAGUCCUAAGUUACAUUAUAGGAUCAAACGAAUGGGUUACUAUUGGCCUACAAUGGUGCAAGAUUCUAUGGAAUGCGCUAAGAAGUGCGAAGCUUGUCAGUAUCACGUAAACUUCAUCCAUCAACCGCCAGAACCUCUACACCCAACUGUAGCUUCUUGGCCUUUUGAUGCAUGGGGGCUUGAUGCAAUAGGGCCAUUACCAAAGUCAUCCGGUGGCCACUUGUACAUCUUGGCUGCAACUGACUACUUCUCAAAAUGGGCGGAAGCUGUACCCCUUAGGGAAAUGAAGAAAGAAACGAUGGUCAAUUUCUUUCGAACUCACUUGAUCUAUCGGUAUGGUGUCCCUCGGUAUAUCAUAACUGAUAAUGGCAAACCAUUCUACAAUAGGCUGAUGACAGAGCUAUGCGAGAAGUUUGAAUUUAAACAAUACAACUCUUCCAUGUACAAUGCCCCGGCAAAUGGACUAGCUGAAGCGUUUAACAAAACACUUGGCAGUUUGUUAAAAAAAGUGGUAUCUAAGACAAAGCGAGACUGGCAUGAAAGAAUCGGAGAAGCAUUAUGGGCAUAUCGAACAACAUUUCGAACGCCCACUCAAGCAAUACCAUAUUCUCUUGUCUACGGAGUUGAAGCCGUCCUUCCUUUAGAACACCAAAUCCCAUCAUUACGGAUUGCCAUUCAAGAAGGAUUGACUGGAGAAGAAAAUGCCAAGCUCAGGUUGCAAGAAUUAGAGGCACUUGAUGAAAAAAGGCUCGAGGCCCAACAACGCCUUGAAUGCUAUCAAGCUCGUCUUUCAAGCGCAUUCAAUAAAAGAGUCAAACCACGAUCAUUCCAAGUUGGUGACUUAGUCCUCGCCGUUCGAAGACCUAUCAUCACAACUCAUCGUACAGGCAAUAAGUUCACUUCAAAAUGGGAUGGACCUUAUGUUGUGCAAGAAGUCUACACCAAUGGAGCUUAUAAGUUGAUUGACAAUGAUGGUUCCCUAACACUGCCAUUCUCACUUCAUUAUCAAAAACCUUCAAAUACACUCUCCUAUUCCUAUACAUCAUCAUCAUCAUCCAUGGAUUCUUCUCCCCAAGGUUAUAGUAGAAACGUUGGUAUUUGUCUCAUCAAUCCUUCCAAAAAGAUUUUUGCAGCUUCAAGGUUGGAUAUACCCAGUGCUUGGCAAAUGCCGCAAGUACCUUAUUGGUUGACAUAUGACUUCCCACCUGAAGUCAGGGAAAAGCUUAAACAUCAGUGGGGAUCAGACUGGAAGGGUCAAGCACAGAAGUGGUUUCUUCUUAAAUUCACUGGGAAGGAUGAAGAAAUCAAUCUGUUGGGUGAUGGGACCGAGAUAGCUGAGUUUGGCGAGUGGUCAUGGAUAUCUCCAGAACAAAUAGUUGAGCUUGCAGUGGAUUUUAAUAAGCCUGUUUACAAGGAAGUUAUGACAGUUUUUGCUCCAUAUCUUCAGUAA